Molecule: messenger RNA, 770 nt
Organism: Polychytrium aggregatum
Lineage: Eukaryota; Fungi; Chytridiomycota; Chytridiomycetes; Polychytriales
Exons: 2
Coding region: 225-710 (161 amino acids)
Source: RefSeq, a predicted model, not a curated record
GGAGAGCAGGCCGGGGCUAUCAUCGUGGCGGCGAUCGUCCCCACGCCUCCAUGCCCUCUGACUCCGCGAGCCUUCACUUACCGCCGCACUGCUCGGUAUAUGCUCCGCGUUGCUGCUCGUGGUCUUGCUGCCCGUGGUCUUGCUGUCCACGGCCUUGCUGCUGCUGCCAACUAUAGGUUAAUGAGGUGAUCUGGAAAGCCGGGAGUCAAUAUGCCAUCGAGGUCAUGUGCACCCAAGACGGAAACCGGUUCAACAACUCGGCUGCCGGCGGCGGCUUCACUAUUUCGUUUGUGGACAACACCGAGCGCCAGCUGGCAAUCAUUGGCUCGGGCACGUUUCCAAGCAGCAUCAACUCGUCCCUGGUCUCCACGAAUGUGUCGGUGACGGUCCCCGGCGAUCUCGCCACAAACACCUACAAACUGAGGCUCUGUCUCACCGCCGACAACUGCCGAUCCAACACCGAGUCCCCGUUCGUUGUUCCCGUCAGCGGUCACAGCUCCAACAACCCAAUCAACCCAAACAACCCCGAUUCUCUCAUCACCAACACCCCUGCCCCGCCCAGCACCGGCUCGAUCAUUGGCAUCUCGGUCGCCGGCGUUGCCUUCCUGUGUCUGCUCGGAGGCGGCGGCUUCUACUUCUGGAGAAGGUGGAGAACUAGAUCGAUCAUGAAGCAUGGAGAUAUCUCCCACCAGCAGCUGCUGGAUGGCUAACUAUGUUCGGCCGCCAGUUGAUAGCCGCGGGCUAGCGAGCAGAGCACGCUGCAGCCAGUA